AUGUUGCAAACAAGUGCAGCGAUCUUUCUGUUCGGAGUGUUGGCCAUCAGCAACGUAUUCGGGGCCGCCUUGAAUGAUAACAUCGACAUCGACAUCAAGGUUGACACGGAUUCGAAGCUCUACCAUCAGGGCAAGACGGUGGAAGGAUCGUUCAACUAUGGGUACGUCGUGCCACGCCAGAACUACAACCAGUUCCAGCACAAAGUCAAGGGCCCGGACGACGUCACAUAUGGGUGCUACGGGUUUGUGGACCCCCAGAACGGUACCCACCUGUACCACUACGUGUCCGACAUGACGGGCUAUCGGGUGGUGGCACCGAACAAGCCGACCACCGUCUACUCGGCCCACGUGGCCAACAGUGUCGCAGGCAUCUAUGACGCCACCGGGAUAAAGUACGAUUGGGACGAUCUCUACCUGCCCGACGUUUGCCGCGUGCUGCAAAACAGCAAGGAUGAGCGCAACGAGCUGUCGAUUCCGGAAGGGUUCCGGGUGAACGACGAUGGAACGGUGACGCAGACGACUCAAGCUCCGCCGCCCACCAGCCGUAGGCCAGAGCCUGCCAGUACAGUGAGAACUACUACACCUCCGACGACCCCCAGACCAACGACUCCCCGACCAACAACUGCCAGACCAACGACUCCGCGACAGACAACUGCCAGACCAACGACUCCUCGGCCAACAACUGCCAGACCAACGACUCCGCCACAGACAACUGCUAGACCAACGACUCCCCGACCAACAACUGCUAGACCGACGCCAGCACGAACUGCAGCACCCCGGCAAUCAACGCAGGCACCUUCUCCAUCCACUACUCGUCCCCGGACGGCACCAGCCACGACUGCGACACGACAACCGACCGAACCGCGCCAAGAACCGCCGGCCACCACCCGACGUCCGGCACCGACAACUCCACGGCCAACGCCUAAAAAAAGCAACGCCGAGCAGCCAACCAAAACCAGCGGCAACAAGUUUGGACCACCGAACGGUGAUAAUCUAAUCGGACAACCGACAAACAAUCUCGUCCAGAAGCCCCCUCGUGAUCUGGAUGCGGUUGGCUACGAGAUUCAGGAGCUGCGAACGAUGCUCCAGAUGUUACUGAAACAGUUGGGCCCUUCCCGGUCGUCAGGACCGGCUGGGGACUGUGGAGAUGAGGGGCUCGGUGCGGUCGAUCCGAACGCAAAGCAAGUGUUCCUGCCGCUCGUCAUUGUCGAUAGUCUCCCGGGGGCGAAGUCAGCGCAGAGCAGUGGUCUACCGCCCGGUAGUCAGUUUGCCAUUCCGUCCGUCGGGUACGGGUCGCCUUCGUCGCGGUGUGGUAACUGUGGUUGA
Anopheles bellator is the source of this 1326-nucleotide messenger RNA. RefSeq lists its product as uncharacterized. The transcript has 4 exons. The record is from RefSeq and is a predicted model, not a curated record. Lineage: Eukaryota; Metazoa; Arthropoda; Insecta; Diptera; Culicidae. The coding region runs from base 1 to 1326 and encodes 441 amino acids.